Messenger RNA from Phytophthora nicotianae INRA-310, 1119 nucleotides. RefSeq lists its product as hypothetical. The coding region runs from base 1 to 1119 and encodes 372 amino acids. The record is from RefSeq and is a predicted model, not a curated record. Lineage: Eukaryota; Oomycota; Peronosporomycetes; Peronosporales; Peronosporaceae. The transcript is spliced from 2 exons.
AUGGCAAGACUACGAUCCAGCUCGAGGACGAAGCAAGCAACGGUUGCAAGUAUGAUUGACGUGCGCGGCAUCGACUUCAAGCAUCUAUGGAGGCAGCUACGCUCGGUGGGCUGGGCAUCGAAGAGACCUUCGAGGCUCACAAACCAGUGGACGUAUACGUCGCCGAAUGGGCAGUCAUUCAUUGGUGAGAAUGCCGUGGUGAUCUUUGCCAUCGAAUCGGGUCUCAUUAGGGACGGGAGUGGCGAGAGUGAGGAGGAGGCAAGCGGGGACGAUGUUGUUUCAAUGGAGGGUCCUGUGAACGCCUCACAAAUCGACACAUCUGUUGCGUUGUCACAGAACACUAUCUCGGCGAUGUUUGGCUCGGACAGAGACUCCGAGCCUGCCCAGCUGGAGCAGUCUGACCAGGGCAUGAAUGUGGGGGCGCUCCAGCAUCUUUUAUCAGGAGCUGGAUCAAACAAUUCUGACAACGGGAGAGGCAGUGACGGCGCCAGUGUGAAUGACGGUGGGAGUGUAGAGGACGAUGUCCACGUCACUAUACCGAUCGACGACGUGAAUGUCAUGGUGGAUGGAGAGUUGCCGGAUGAGUACGAAGCCAUCGAUUCCAGUGGCAGCGACAGUAGUGACAACAGUGGCGAUGAUAUCGUUGAGCGUCGCGAGUAUCCUGACGACGCACCAGCGCCUGACGAGGAAGUUGCUCGCAUGGAUGAUGCAUUUGUGGAAGGAUUGGGAGGUACACUUACGCUUGACGCGAUAGACAAGGACGCACUUCGAAGGUUUGAAUGGAGCACACCGUCAUCCAGCUUUGAAGCAGCAACUGGGGAGUACCCUGGUUUGUCUCCUGACGUCGCCCCUCCCACGCGCGAGCUACAGGAAUUGGCCGACUCCCCUAUGAUGUUACUAUUCUACUUUCUACCGAAAUCACUGUGGGUGAGCAUCACCAAAGAGACGAACCGCUACCAGAAGCAAACCGCAAAUGCUAGGGCAAAACGAAUCCGGUCGCUGCAGCGGAUGCGCGGCGCAGCGCAGCGACCCCUGAGACAAUCAAGCAGAUCGAACGGCGCUUGUGUGCGGAGGCUGCAUACCAGCCCCACGAAAUGCUACACGUUAUCGGCCUCUUAG